Messenger RNA from Cyanidioschyzon merolae strain 10D, 1599 nucleotides. Its product is annotated as similar to dual-specificity phosphatase laforin. Bases 1 to 1599 code for a protein of 532 amino acids. The transcript has a single exon. Gene Ontology annotation, biological process: starch catabolic process; protein dephosphorylation. The record is from RefSeq and is a predicted model, not a curated record. Gene Ontology annotation, cellular component: chloroplast. Lineage: Eukaryota; Rhodophyta; Bangiophyceae; Cyanidiales; Cyanidiaceae. Gene Ontology annotation, molecular function: carbohydrate phosphatase activity; protein tyrosine/serine/threonine phosphatase activity; starch binding.
AUGGCGCGUAUACGAACAUCGGAUCGCCGGAACACAAACGACCAGGCAGGCUCGGAAAGCCGGCAUCGGGUGCCGUCGAUGGCAAGAGCGCCAGCUGCUGAUUCGUCUGGUGCGCAGUCAACACCAGCCGCACGGCGUGCUUCCGAGGGAGUCUCUGUAGCUGAGCCUCCGUCAAAGCCAGCUGCUGAUUCGUCUGGUGCGCAGUCAACACCAGCCGCACGGCGUGCUUCCGAGGGAGUCUCUGUAGCUGGGCCUCCAUCAAAGCCAGCUGCCGAUUCGUCUGGUGCGCAGUCAACACCAGCCGCACGGUUUGCAUCCGAGGGUGUCUCUGUACCUGAGCCUCCGUCAAAGCCAGCUGCUGAUUCGUCUGGUGCGCAGUCAACACCAGCCGCACGGGGUGCUUCCGAGGAUAUCUCUGUACCUGGGCCUCCUUCAGACAUUGCGGACACGAUCUCAAAGAAUGAUCGAAGCGUAACCCCGACGAUUCCGACUUUAUUCCGCGUCUACUGCCACACGGAGUUUGGCGAUGCUGUCGUCGCCGCUGGUAGUCACGACAAAUUGGGCAACUGGGAGCCCGCGAAAGCGCUCCGGCUCCGUCAUCAAUGCCAAGUGGAUACACCGUUCCGUGACUGCUGGGAAGGCGAGGUAGACCUUGUACCCGAAACAAGCUUCGAGUUCAAAUUCGUGCGUCUUAUAGGCGGAGAUCCGCAGCGUGCGCUCUGGGAAACCGGACCCAACCGAAGAGCCGUGAUCCAGAGAAACUCGAAGGACGGCUGCCUGAUUGAAGUGGAAUGGGAGCGUACGCGUGUGCUGUUCUCAAUAUACUAUCCUACCAAAGAGAAGCAGCAUCUCUGUGUCACUGGCGAUCUUCCGGAAAUCGGUCGGUGGGUAGAACCGGGUCCAGUACCCAUGGCCCUCUCAACUACUGAGGAGCGUUUGGAAACAGGAGGCAAGGGCCGACGUUGGUCCUUGACGGUUUCAGUGCCAUCCACGGUGGGCAAAUUCGCCUAUCGCUAUGUGCUAGUCGACGAUAACCGCCAGCAAACGAUCUGGGAACGAGAACCGAAUCGCUAUGCAACACUAGAACGAGCGGUGAACGGGCGCCUCGAAUGUUUCGAUGCAAAUUUUGUCGCUUCGUUAGAAUUUGAUGAAAUAUGUCCGGACAUUUACAUAGGGCCCUACCCACAAACUCCAGAGCAUGUCGAAAUGAUGCAUGAGGCGGGGAUUACGGCUGUUUUGAAUUUACAGACCGAUGAGGACUUUGCACACCGCAGUAUUCCCUGGUCGACGCUGAUGGAGACAUAUACAGCACUAGAGAUGCAAGUCAUCCGUUGUCCGAUUCCGGAUUUUAAUGCGGAGGCGCUCAUGCAGUUGCUUCCGGAUGCCGUACGCGCUCUUGAUGCGGCGCUCAAGGCGAAGCGCGUCGUCUACGUGCACUGUACCGCAGGAAUGGGUCGAGCGCCCGCUGUAGUUGUCGCCUACCUCGUGUGGCGCCGCGGCAUGACGCUGGAGGAUGCCUUGUCGCACGUUAAAGCACGUCGUGCUGUGGCCGCGCCGAAUGUCACCGUAUUGGAAAAGGUUCUUCGUAAUCCCUUGUGA